Molecule: messenger RNA, 1037 nt
Organism: Condylostylus longicornis
Lineage: Eukaryota; Metazoa; Arthropoda; Insecta; Diptera; Dolichopodidae
Gene: Ogg1
Product: N-glycosylase/DNA lyase
Exons: 4
Coding region: 84-1007 (307 amino acids)
Biological process (GO): base-excision repair; base-excision repair, AP site formation; nucleotide-excision repair
Cellular component (GO): nucleus
Molecular function (GO): 8-oxo-7,8-dihydroguanine DNA N-glycosylase activity; damaged DNA binding
Source: RefSeq, a predicted model, not a curated record
AAAAAAAUGAUUGUUGUUACUUUUUAGGCGGUAGAUCAGUAUUUUUUUUUAAUUUUAUUUAAAAAUAAUUUUAUAGAAAUAAUAUGUCAAUAACUCUGAAAAGUUCAGUGUUUUGUAAACCAACAGAUUUAAACUUGAGAUUGACUUUACUUGGAGGACAAAGUUUUCGUUGGAAAGAAAUAAAAGACUCUGCUUUUGUUGGAACUUUUAGAGGAAAAAUAUGGAAAUUGAAAAUGUUACCCGAAUGUAACAAGUUGGAAUACGAGGUUUUCUAUGAAAACAAAAGUGGUGAUUGUAUUGCAGAAAAAGAUUUCAAUAACAUGAUAAGUAAUUAUUUUCGAUUAAAUUUCGAUCUUGAGGCAUACUACAAAAUUUGGAGGAAAAAUCAUAGCCAUUUUAACGAAACUUCAAAGCAAAUAAAAGCAGUGAGAGUUCUUGACCAGGAACCUUUUGAAAAUAUAAUUUCAUUUAUAUGUAGCCAGAAUAAUAAUAUUACAAGAAUCUCAUUAAUGGUUCAAACAUUGUGUAAAUUAUUUGGUAAUAGAAUAGGCUCUUAUGAUAAAAGAGACUUUUUUUCAUUCCCUACAAUAGAAGCGCUUGCAACUGUAGAAAAUUUAGAAGAUACUUUAAGGAAAGAAAAAUUUGGGUAUAGAGCAAAAAUGAUAUCAAAUGCCGUUAAACAAAUUCUUAAUAAAGGUGGAGAAAUAUGGUUUGAAAAAUUAAAGUUAAUGGAAUACAAAAUUGCUAAAGAAGAACUUUUAACAGUAUCUGGGAUUGGUCCAAAAGUUGCUGAUUGUAUAUGUUUGAUGUCCUUAGGAAAAUUGGAAUCAGUUCCAAUUGAUAGACAUAUUUUCAAAAUAGCGCAAGAUCACUAUAUGCCAGAAUUAAAAAAAGUUAAACUUAGUCCAAAGCAAUAUGAACUAGUUGCAAAAAUGUACAGGGAAACAUACGGGGAAUAUGCUGGAUGGGCUCAAGCUGUUUUAUUUUGUUCUGGUAUUCAAAAAUAAUUUUUGGAAUAAAACAUAUUUUUAUUUAAA